Molecule: messenger RNA, 1083 nt
Organism: Didymosphaeria variabile
Lineage: Eukaryota; Fungi; Ascomycota; Dothideomycetes; Pleosporales; Didymosphaeriaceae
Exons: 1
Coding region: 1-1083 (360 amino acids)
Biological process (GO): glycine biosynthetic process; L-threonine catabolic process
Cellular component (GO): cytosol
Molecular function (GO): L-allo-threonine aldolase activity
Source: RefSeq, a predicted model, not a curated record
AUGCCCCAUUCAUCCCCACCCUCCCCAGAAUACCGCUACGGCUUCGUCGACGACUACAGCGAAGGCGCCCACCCCCAACUCCUCCAAACCCUCAUCGAAACAAAUAAAACACAGCAAACCGGCUAUGGCCGCGACGCUCUCUGCACGCUCGCCCGCCAGCGGAUCCAGGCGCAUCUCGGCCGCGACGACGUAGGCGUCUUUUUCGUCCCCAGCGGCACUUCCGCAAAUGCCAUAUCCAUCGCGGCCUGUCUGCGGCCCCACGAGGCGGUCAUAGCAGCUUCCUCCGCGCACAUAGUAACGCGCGAGACCGGCGCCGUUGAAGCUUCUGGCCAUAAAAUCAUUCAGGUCCCGCCGCAAGAUGGGAAAUUAACGCCGCAGAGUAUUCGAAGGGCGCUGGACGAUAAUUGGCACUUCCCGCACAUGGCAAAGCCGAAGUUGGUGUCUAUUUCGAAUGCGACGGAGAUAGGCACCAUCUAUAGUAGGCAGGAAUUAAUGGCUAUUAAGCGGCUUUGCGAGGAGGAGAAACUGAUUUUGUUCCUGGAUGGGGCGCGCAUUGGGACGGCGCUGACGAGUAGUAAAAAUGAUAUGACGAUGCGGGAUAUCCUAGAAUUGACGGACCUUUUCUGGAUUGGGGGGACGAAGAACGGCGCGCUGCUGGGCGAAGCCGUCGUUGUGAAGGACGCGACGUUGGCAACUGAGUUUGAGUUUUUCGUAAAGCAGCAUGGAUCGCUGCUUGCGAAGGGGAGGAUCAUGGGCGCGCAGUUCGCGGAGCUGUUCAAUGGUGAUCUCUACUACGAUCUUGCGCGGAAAGCGAACGGGUGCGCCGAGUUGCUGUCUCAAGGGAUCGUCAAGGCUGGCUUCGUGCUGGAUGCUGCGACCGAGACGAACCAGGUCUUUGCUGUGCUUCCGCUUGAUCUGAUCCAAAGGCUCAAGGACCACUUCAAUUUCUACGUUUGGGAACAACGAGGUGAGGGUAAGGCUGUCGUUCGGCUGGUAACUACGUGGGCGACCGAACUGGGGCAGGUGAACAAGUUCAUUCAACUGGUACAAGAGUGGACUAUUGAGAAGGCAAAGUCGGCGUGA